AUGGCCGACGACGAAAGCACUGCUGCUGGCAAUGUGAAGCCGGCCAAGGAGGGGGGCAAGAAGGAGAAGCGGACGAGCAGAGCAUGUCUGGCCUGCAGGAACAGGAAGAGCGCGUGCCAUUUGUGAGUAGUCUUCCCGCGCGCAACGACAUCCUCCACCCGGAUUUUAUCAUCAAGCCCUUUGGUGGGUGGUGCAUGGCAUGGCAUGGCACACCCCAGACCCCAGACAUUUCUACACGCCGAGAGCACGACAGCAGCAGCAGCAGCAGUAGGCAAUCGAGAAGCCCUGGCCUGGUCCUGUCCCCAUCUCGAAACUUUUUCCCACGCCCACGCCCACGCCCACGCCGCCUCGCAAAGCACCGCACCUGAUCUCCGAGCCGGAUGCCGAUCUCAAAGCCCGCACACACACACACACACACACACACACAAACACACACACGCAACGCACACACACAAACACACACGCGCAACGCACGCACGCACACACGCGCGCGCGCGCGAAUCCAAUGGCUGAGAUAUGACUGAUUGUUUUUUGUGCUCCACCGCAGACCAACCGUCGACGGCGUCGUCACCACGCCCUGCGAACGAUGUACGGCUUCGAAUCUCGAAUGCGUGAUCGGAUCGAGCAACCGAGGCGGCCGCCGGGUGCGCAAGCGGACGCUGCAACAGACUACUGCUGAUGAAGAUUCGACGCAGUUGCCGCCCGCGCAGCGACAUCAGAGUGAGGCUCAUUAUCGGCGGCAGGACCACGAGCAGGUGGUAGAGGACGUGUCUCCUGGUAGCCAGCGCGCUUCGGGGUGGUCGGGGAGUUACGCUCAUCAGGGGAGUGGGAUGAAUGGUCUCUCGGAGGUAUGGUUUCCAACCGCAAGGCUGUUCACGGGAUCAGACGUGUUUGGAGCCUUCGACAAUCUAUGGAGUCUGAUGCAUGGGCUGAAUUUCCGCCUCUAGACAAACCCUACGAUUAUGAUUGACCCGGCGCUGCAAGCCGAUACGAGGUAUGCGCAACCAUCAGGCUCCUGGUCAUUGCUAAGACACCACGGGUUCACAUGUGAAGUCAGCGCUGACUCGGAGUAGAGAAUCCUUGCCUGCCAACCAAACCACCAGGGAAUCUUCGACGAUCUCUUCCACCAACAUUGCAUUCAACGACCUACAGAAUCCAAGUGAUGCUCUCGGAAUUCUCGCACAAAUCGCCAGCCAUGGAGAGAAGACCCCGAGCCUCACCGUGCCACCGCACAACGGGGUCGGGUCCUAUGGGUCGUCAGCCCAGCUAGAGUACGCUCUUGUGAGGGAUGGGAGACUUUCGUUAUCCAAGGUGCGAUUCUCAAGCCCUCACUACGCAUUUUUGUGCUGGAGCUUUCCUAGAAGCAUCUUCGCGUCUGUGGCUUGGUCGAAUUUGCUAACUUUUCGCUACGAUUCUUGCAGGUGAUAAAGCUUUUGCAGCGUUAUAAGCAUUACUAUCACCCCUUCUUUCCCCUCGUUCCGGCCACGACCCUAGACGCGGGCAACUUGUCCAGGACCGCGCGAGAUGAACCCCACCUUUUGACAGCAAUCCUGGUCGUUGCCUCGAGGGACUUGACCGACGAGCCGAAUUUAUUCCUCGCUUGUUCAGAGCACAUGCGUGCCCUAGUCUCCGCGCUAGCAGCCGGAGGCCCAGGCAAUGUCGAAGCUGUCGAAGCGCUCUUGCUGCUGGCUGAGUGGACCCCUUACACUUCGCGUUCAGACGCAGGUCACGUCGGACGUGGUGAAGAGGAUCGAGAGGCGUGGAUGCACGUCGGCACUGCUUUGAGAAUCGGAUACUUCCUGGGCCUGGACCGCUAUUCCUUCCACGUGCGAGGGGACGAUGUCAAAGACCCGCAGUGGCAGCGCAAACGACUGGUCUGGACGGCAUGCUACAUCAGUGAUAGGCAAAUCAGCAUCAGACUGGGGAGAGCUUUCUGGUCUCGAGGUCCGGGACCGUUGACCACGCUCUCCAAAGCGGACUUUCCAAUGCUAGCACCAAUCAACCCGGGCGACGAAGACUACGCCAGCAUUUUCCAAGCGACAUUGGAACUCACACUACUCUUCUCGAACGUUCACGAUGUGCUCUACUCGAAUCCUGGUAACAGCAUGCGCAGUCACUUAAGCGGUGGCUACAUCAAGUACAUUGACGACUUCCGGAGCGCAAUUUAUGGCUGGAAGAGCGUCUGGGGUACCCUCACCUGCUCACCGCACUUGAAGGCGACUCUGCUCAUGUCCUACGACUACUUGAGGCUCUACACGAACGCAUUUGCCUUCCACGCUACAGUCAAACGAGCCCUUCCGCAGAUCCAGCAAGGACGUGAAGGCCGUCACUCGGCACACCCGGCCCCUGGACGAGUGUUCUACAACAACGUAGGCGCUGUCGGCGAUGCUCGCUUCAUCUACGAGGGCCUCGACGCAGCUAAAAGCCUCCUAAGCAUGAUCAACACUUUUGUCGACCCGGAGAAGUCCCUGCGAUACAUGCCGCUCCGCUUCUACCUGUACUCGAUCUACUCCAGUGUCUUUUUGUACCGCGCAAGGUGUGUGGGGGUCCUUUCAUCCGAUGAGGAACAGUCGGUACGGGUAAUGGUCCAAGAGACAAUCAACCGACUCGAAAGGUCCGGCAUUGGUAUGCAGCACCCGGGCAGUCGCUACUCCCAGCUUCUGAGACUGCUCUGGGACAAGGUUGAGCGAAAAGAGCGCAAGGCCGACUCGAAAGCCACCCUACAUAAUCCUUACCGACCUGGCAGUGUCGGAGGACCGACUCCCAAUACCACGUCGUCUUCCGGCGGCUUCGGUGAAGACUCCCCCGCUGUCACGGAGAACUUGAUUGGCGAUUUCUCUUGGACCGAUCUUGAUGCGAUUGGGAACUUUGCUGUCAACGGGGCCGGUGGUGCUUCGCUCACAGAUGCAGAAUGGUGGUCUGGCUUUCUGCCUGCGGACAGCAAUAACUUUUUGUUUGAGACCCUGCCUGAAAUGGAUGACUGGAAUCUUGGACUGCAGUAA
Lecanosticta acicola is the source of this 3002-nucleotide messenger RNA. NCBI's taxonomy places the organism in Eukaryota, Fungi, Ascomycota, Dothideomycetes, Mycosphaerellales, Mycosphaerellaceae. The record is from the annotation of a GenBank genome assembly.